Alternaria rosae is the source of this 2684-nucleotide messenger RNA. RefSeq names its product armadillo-type protein. The transcript is spliced from 4 exons. The record is from RefSeq and is a predicted model, not a curated record. Gene Ontology annotation, biological process: positive regulation of GTPase activity. Gene Ontology annotation, molecular function: protein binding; guanyl-nucleotide exchange factor activity. Bases 210 to 2441 code for a protein of 743 amino acids. Lineage: Eukaryota; Fungi; Ascomycota; Dothideomycetes; Pleosporales; Pleosporaceae. Gene Ontology annotation, cellular component: cytosol.
UCUGAAAAAACAAGUGGCUGAACUAUUGAUUGCACUUUUUCUGGAGUUCUCCUGAAACCAAUCCGACUAGUAGCUAUCACCUGUACGGCGGCUCCGGACGACUGCGAGUAGCCGUUUCAUCCUUGCGCAAUCUCUACCGCCACUAUGCACACUUGAGCUUUGCCACGACUUUGAGCGAUUGCGUUUCUUCAUCUUCACACUUUUGCGAUAUGCCAUUAUCCAAUGAGGAGCUUGGCGACUAUAUAGCGUCUUUAGAGCGCCUACUCCAAGGGAACCCUGCAGGCCAGACCGCUGCCCUCACAGGUUACGUGCAUAAGCUCGAUGCGUUUGCAGCAAGUGGGGACAAUGAGGCCAUAGAGAAGACCUUGCAGCUGUUUGGGACGGCUGUUGGCGGUCGUAAAAGAUGGCAGGCCCCGUUCCGCGACAGCGGCAUCCUUGCUUACGCUCUUCGUGGCUUGUCUGCCGUUCGCCAUGAAGAUCCCGUGGCAAAGCAAUAUCUGAGAGUCAUCGGCAACUCGGUUGCUGAUAACGAUACCAACAGAGAGCUCGCCGUGAGAGAGCUCGGUGCCAUCGCUGGCUGCCUUCCCUCGCCAGAACUACGCUUGACCACUUUGGCCGUACUUUUCAACCUUUGUAAUGACUUUGAACCCGCCAAAGCUGCGGCGGCCGCUCUCAGACUGGAUGCCACAAUAUGCACCUUCCUAGUACUGGACAGAAUUCCGGAAGCAGCGCUAGAUUACGCCACGGACCUACUGAGCUGGACUACGAGCAACCUGAGCGACGCCCAGUUCAAAGACGAAGUUUCGCUGGAAACAUUCAAGAGUCUGCUGAAUGUAGCACUGCAAUACGAUGAAGACCAUCAUCUGGAGUACGUGGCCAUCCUGGUACAUUAUCUCCAAGAUCCAGAGUUCCAGCAAAGGAUAGCAACACCGAAACUUCUCGACGACCUUGUGACCCUGAUGCUGGAGUUUGAGGCUCGAUUGGAGCCAGAGGACAUCGAAGCCGUCUUCCAGGAACUCGCAACAAGCAAAAACGCGGAUACCACCACAUCAGACGAAGCGCAGGUUCUUCUAAUGGCUCAACUCAUUGGGCUGCUAUCUGCCGCUUCAGCAACAGAUGUGUUUGCACGAAGCUUCAACGUCAGAAGUCCUGUUAUCGAAAGGCUGGAAGCAAAGCUCCGCGCACCUUGGGAGAGCGCAUACCCAUCUACGAUAUGCGCUUGUGUCAUGGUCGGAAACCUGGCCAUGUCUGAUGAGGUUUGCAUAGAUAUGGUUAAGAUCAUGGAACUUCACGUUCGAUUGAUUGUGAUUCUUAAGAAGAGCACUAAGCCUGCGCUUCUUUAUGCUGCCGCUGGUUUUAUGCGGCAUCUUACGUUUCCAGAGGCUAACAGGGCUUUGCUUGCAGAUGCCGGACUCAUGGAAGCGUGUUGUCGCAUGCUCGUACUAGACGACCCUUCAGUUCGAGGCGAGGCGGCAGCUAUGCUGUGCAAGCUCGUUACCGGCAACUUCUACAACAUCGAGAAAGUCAUGUACGAGACCGUCGGUCCUGACACAGAAGCCAUCGACCCAGACAUCUCAGCCGAUACCGUAAUCUUCUCACACAUUGUCGAGCAAGCCCUCGCUCCGUCCGCACCACUCCCAAGUACUACGAUGAAGAACCCAAUGAUCGAGCUUGGCCGUACCAUCGUCGCCAUGCUGCGAUAUCUUGGACGGCCAAACGCCGAAAAAGACGUUGAAGCAGUGCAAAUACAGAUCUUACAAGUACCCCAGAUAGCCAAACCAAUUGCCCAACUUGUACGGCAGCGCUUCUACCCCGAAGCCCGAUCCGAAGGACUACUCGGCCUAGGCCUGCUGGCCCAAACUCUCGAAGGCGCCGCAGCCAUCGCCGAAGAGAUAAAAGAGGACAGCGGCCUCCUCGAAACAAUCAAAGAGCACGCCAACGCAACGGAAGUUGGUCUCGCGCAGCAAUCCCCAUCAACAGCUAGCCGAGACCACCAAAACGCGAUUGUGCUGCUCCAGGCGCUGCAGAACAAUGCGGUAAGAGAACUCCAAGAAGCCGUCGGGGAAGUACUAAGGACUUCCAGACUGACCAAAUGGACGCAAUACUCUCGCAUUAGACAGUCUCUGUCUAAACACCAAGGGCGUCGCUCUUCUGGCGACGUCAGCACACUAGGUAGCCCUGGAGGCGCCUCGCCGGGGAGAGUUAGAGAGUUGGCUCGCAGAGCUACUACUGAUUCUCCUGGCAUGUCUCCGGGGAGGGCUAGGGGGUCUACGCUUGCGAGUGAGACCAACUCAGAUGAGCGGCCACGGACCCCUGUGAGGGUUCGGGAGGUUAUUGGCGAAAUUGAAGAGGUUUCUCCGAAGACGAUGGUUAAGGAGUCACCGGCGAGGGAACGGUUAAAGGGUAAAGGCAUGAAGCGGACGAACACGGCACCACAAUGAUUUUGAUGAUGGGUUAUGUCUUAUGUUUUUAGUAUCUACUCUACUUCUUCUUAAUAAUGCACUCUCCACUUAUGAAUACUAUAACACUGGCAUCGCUUUUGCUGAGAGCCGUACUCGAAUAUUGUAGUCGCCACUUCAACUAAACCAUGUGUGCUGGGUGGAAACCCUCACUUAACACCACAUCACGCCACGUCCAAACCACCAUAUCAAUCAGAUAAACCCUCAAACGAUCUCCAACAAAUG